Messenger RNA from Colletotrichum tamarilloi, 1251 nucleotides. RefSeq lists its product as uncharacterized. The record is from RefSeq and is a predicted model, not a curated record. Bases 1 to 1251 code for a protein of 416 amino acids. NCBI's taxonomy places the organism in Eukaryota, Fungi, Ascomycota, Sordariomycetes, Glomerellales, Glomerellaceae. The transcript has 2 exons.
AUGGCUACCCCAAUCGAGAGCCACCCUCGGGCAAGCCUUCACCCACUAUGGACACCUUCAUAUAACCAAGGAGGAUUCCCUCGUUCCUCGACUUCAAGCAGACCUACUGCUCCUAGCUCGUAUUACAGCCCAUCCGAUCGUUCACCCAAAAGCCUGCCCACUCCGGUAUUUCCUUCCAACGAUGGCUCAAUGAGACAGCAUGAGCGCGCCAUGGUCGACCGCCUCGGCUCCAGACUCCGACAAGCUCCAGGCUCCGGUGACCUUAGCCCGCCCAAGUCAGCAAACCGGCCGAGUCCGCUUUCUCCUCUCGCAGAGCACUCAGCAAGUGACGGUAGACGUUAUUCGGCUGCGCCUAUAAGCCCUCGCCGGCCAGGUCCGCCGCCAUCAGCAACUCCGGUCUCACCACCUAUGGCUAGCAGUGUUCGAAGGCAGACUCUCGCAGCGGAAACUCGAUCGAUGCUUCUCGCCGGUCUGGGCGAAGAGGCACAACGACGACAGUCUGUAGCAGGACCCGGAUACGUCGCCAGGUCCAGGGAGGCUGAGAAGCGCGUUCAACUUGAGCAGCUACGAGCAUGGGGUCAUGUGUAUCUUGGUGAUGCCAAAACCUCCGACGUCUUCGUUCAAGCUAUGUCUCUUAAUCGUCGAAGCUCCAAUGCGAGCACCAACUCGGAUCAAUCUGCUGGAGGUUCUUCGCCUCCACGAAUGCCGUCCACGCCGACUCUCCCACCUCACCAGCGUCAAAUGAAGUUUGGAGUUCGUCCUCGAGCUCUGGAACGCAAGCCGAUGCUCAUCACUCACACUUUCGACAUUGAGCAGUUACGCUCCACCAUCGCGGACCCGUUGCCAAGUCCUGUUCCCGCGGAUCAAAGACGGCGGCCAUCUCUGCAUACUCAGGCCACUUCACCGCUGCCAAAGGUCUCAUCUCCUCGACCGAGCGCGGCACGAAGACGGUCGAGCAGUGCAAUCCACAGCACGCUCCCUUACAGCCGCGGGCUAAAAUCUGGAGAUCCCCGCGCGGCUUCAUCGCGUGGCGCCGACACUAUACCAAUCCAUCUCCAAUACGCCAGGUCCUCACUCCCGGUGUUGGCGGCUAUCAUCGUCUCUGGUACAGUCCAGGCUGGCGACGUUGUCGAGUUGCCAUUACCGUAUCCCGAAGUGUGGUCCCAAACAGUCACCUAUGUCUACACGGGACAAGGGGACUUGACGGAUGCAGUCAAAGAGAACAUCCUCUACCUUGCAGGAAAGGUUUAA